UGAAAAGUCAUCAUCUUCUUCCAUCUUCCUUCACUUCCAUUCCACCCUUCAACACCAAUCACCAAUUGACUAUUGCGUAUUAACAACAAGCAUGGCGAUUUCUCCUCAAUCGUUCUCACCUAGAAAACGACGACCCUCGGCGGGGUCGUUUAUCUCUCCGAAGCUGAACGACAUCAACCUCCUUAACUCUCUGCUCCACCUCACCCACCAGAUAUGUUCCCCAAACGACACCACCACCCACUUCCUCCUCAACCGCACUUCCUCCUCCACAAUCCGCAAAACGCAGCUCCUCGGCGUCGUUUUGGAAGACCUUCUUCGCGUUUCGUCUUCCUCUUCCACUUCCACCCCUCUAAGCUCCUACUCUCUCAUCCUCUGCCUCGAGGAAAUGUACAUCGUGCUGCACAGGAUCAAAACCCUCGUUGAAGAUUGCUCCAAAGGAAGCAAAUUCUCCACGCUCAUGCAAAUCGAAACCAUCGCCGACACCUUCUACAAGCUCACCGGAGAAUUAUCUACGCUUCUGGAUAUCUUCCCCGUUCAUGAGCUCCACCUCAACGACGACGUUCGGGAACUGGUUCUCCUUAUCAGAAAACAGUGCUCCGAAUCCAAGCCUCUCCUGGGAAAGGAAGAAAUUGAGCUCAGAAACGAUGUCGUUUCGGUGCUCGAGCGGAUCAAGAAGGAGAUUGUUCCUGAUCAGGCAAACCUAGCUUCGAUUUUCGAGAAAUUGGAGAUUCGCGAUUCUUCGAGUUGCAGAGCGGAGAUUGAGAAUUUAGAAGAAGAAAUUCAGAAUCAGAGCGACGAACAAUCGAAAGCUGAGAUCGUGGCUUUGAUCGGGCUCGUUCGAUACGCCAAGUGUGUUCUCUUCGGUGCAUCUACACCUUCGCCGCGAAGUGAGAGUCUGCGGCGGAAACAGUCGUUGGAGGUGGUGGUUCCGACGGAUUAUCGAUGCCCUAUUAGUUUGGACCUGAUGCGGGACCCAGUCGUCGUGGCAACAGGACAGACGUACGAUCGGGUAUCCAUCAAGCUCUGGAUGGAUUCAGGACACAACACGUGUCCCAAAACAGGUCAAAGCCUGGCCCACACAGAUCUCAUCCCUAACCACGCGCUCAGGAACAUGAUAGCAUUGUGGUGCCGCGAGCAGAGAAUACCGUUCGAAGCGGAAACCGUUUCAGGAAAACUCAACGGCGGCGUAACCAACAAAGCUGCAUUAGAAGCCACACGAAUGACGGCGUCGUUUUUAGUCAACAAGCUCAAGGUCCCUUUAGCUGACUCAAACGCCGUCGUUUACGAGCUUCGGGUUCUGGCAAAAACAGACUCGGACAGCCGUGCCUGCAUCGCCGAAGCAGGAGCUAUUCCGCUUCUGGUUCGGUACCUAAGCUACGACGUUGGUUUGCACCAUCCGAGUCUCCAGGUUAACGCCGUCACGACGAUCCUCAACCUUUCUAUUCUCGAAGCAAACAAGACGAGGAUAAUGGAAACUGACGGCGCCUUAAACGGCGUCGCGGAGGUGCUUCGCUCCGGCGCCACGUGGGAGGCGAAGGCGAACGCGGCGGCGACGGUGUUCAGUUUAUCAGGUGUGCCGGCGUACAGGAAAAGGCUCGGGAAGAAGACACGUGUCGUCAGCGGGUUGAUCGAGCUGGCGAAGUGUGGGCCCGACGGUGCUAAGAGGGACGCUUUGGUUGCAAUACUGAACCUCGCGGCGGAUAGGGAAACCGUGGCGAGGUUGGUGGAGGGUGGCGCGGUGGAGAUGACGGCGGAGGUCAUGGCGGCGAUGCCGGAGGAGGGGGUGACGAUUCUUGAGGCGGUGGUGAAGCGUGGCGGGUUGGUGGCGGUGGCUGCGGCGUACUCUGGGAUCAAGAAAUUGGGGACGGUCUUGAGGGAGGGUACGGAGAGGGCGAGAGAGAGUGCGGCGGCGACGCUUGUGACGAUGUGUAGGAAGGGGGGUUCGGAGAUUGUGGCGGAGCUGGCGGCGAUUCCGGGGGUGGAGAGGGUGAUUUGGGAGUUGAUGGCGGUGGGAAGUGUGAGAGGGAGAAGGAAGGCGGCGACGCUGUUGAGGAUUCUGCGGCGGUGGGCGGCGGGUUUGGACGGUACAGAGACUGAAGGAUUCUCAACUACCAUGAUCAGUUCGACAACUACAACUGUUGUUCCAACUUCCACUUCGUUCGCACAGUAACACUUGUCUAAUUUUCAAUUCAAAAUUUGUAAAUUUCUCAAAAUUUGUUGUAUCAUUGUUUCUUUCUUUUCUUUGAUUUUGACAUUCCUGUAAAAUGUAAUCACCGAGCAGGGUUUUUUUUUUUUUUUAAGAAAAAGAAUUAUAUAUUAUUUUUUUUCCAUUCUUU
Messenger RNA from Gastrolobium bilobum, 2336 nucleotides. RefSeq names its product U-box domain-containing protein 16. The record is from RefSeq and is a predicted model, not a curated record. Gene Ontology annotation, molecular function: ubiquitin-protein transferase activity; protein binding. The coding region runs from base 92 to 2170 and encodes 692 amino acids. The transcript has 2 exons. NCBI's taxonomy places the organism in Eukaryota, Viridiplantae, Streptophyta, Magnoliopsida, Fabales, Fabaceae. Gene Ontology annotation, biological process: protein ubiquitination. Gene Ontology annotation, cellular component: nucleus; cytoplasm.